AUGCGACCGAUUGAAGCCCAAUUGCAGUCGAUGCGUGCGACUGGGAGACGAAUGCGUGUUUCCAAACUCACGACAGAGGCGACUCGUUCGGAAGAUAAACCCUGCUGCCACGUUGGAAAUCCGAGUAGCUCGACUGGAAAGAUGAUUACACAGAGUGGCCUGCCAGAUAUCGUAUUGAAUGAUCCUGCAUCCCUUGGUGAUGAAGCCGGACUUGAUAUGGACUGGAACCAGGGUGCAGCCGACAUGAAUCAGUCGACUGCCUAUGAGUGCUCGUCCAAUGGAAUUCCCUUCAUCCAACAAACCACCACACCAUAUCAGCAAGAGCCAUUCAUGAUGGGCGAUCUGAUGAGUCUUGGCCAGUUUGAGCAGCUUCCGCCCAGACACUUGACUGAUCGACUGCGAUAUGCGGAGGCAGAUGAGAUGAAGGGCCGAGGUGAAUACUUCACCACAAUAGCCCAUGCGCAAUGUUGGUGCUUAAUCUCCGCUUACGAGUCCCACCAACUCCUCUUCUCUCGGGCAUCUGUCAGCCUCUCUAAAAGUGUCCGGAUUGCCCAGAUGCUGGGCCUACACCGUUCCGAUAGCCAAAAACAACCAACGGACCCUCCGCUCCCUCCCCCGAGAAAUCUCUUCGAAGUUGAAGAGCGGAGAAGAACCUGGUGGGUUAUAUUCUGCUCCGAUCGUUUUGUGAGUGGGAUCACAGGUUGGCCUGCUUUAGUGAAUGAGAAGGAUAUCGAAACCCGACUACCUGCCUCUGACGAUGCUUUUGAUAAGGGCACCGAUGAAGCAGCGCCCUGGUUUGCAGAUGCCCUUCAGGGCGUCAUUCUAUAUUCUGCCUUCGCUGGCAAGGUGCUUACCGCCCAGAAUUUGCGUCUACCGCAGUGCGGGUCGAACCGGAAUGCCAUAGUCGUCAAUUCGACUGACGACGCCGAGGGCGCCAUGGCCGAUCAUUUCUUGGUCUUUUCGGCCUAUCUUGCGGCCUUGAUCUUUCCAGAGGGCUACAUGGAAACCAACCUUUUGAAGACUGAGCAAAAUCUACAUUACAUUCUGAAUGCAAUGGCCCAAGCUGGUGAGAAAGACCUGUUCUCACGUUCGUUAGCAAUUCAGCUCGCAUCAGGGAUGAAGCACGUCGGAAUGGAUUCGAGAACUAUAGACAAAGUACAACACCUUCCACCAACACCUGUGUCGAUACCCAUUCUUGUCAAACAAGACAAGGCCUCAUCACACAUCACUUUCUGUUCGAUUCUGCCCACCAAAUCGGAUGAUUACUGGAUCUGA
Fusarium subglutinans is the source of this 1275-nucleotide messenger RNA. RefSeq lists its product as uncharacterized. Gene Ontology annotation, biological process: DNA-templated transcription. NCBI's taxonomy places the organism in Eukaryota, Fungi, Ascomycota, Sordariomycetes, Hypocreales, Nectriaceae. The record is from RefSeq and is a predicted model, not a curated record. The transcript is spliced from 8 exons. Gene Ontology annotation, cellular component: nucleus. Gene Ontology annotation, molecular function: DNA binding; zinc ion binding. The coding region runs from base 1 to 1275 and encodes 424 amino acids.